Molecule: messenger RNA, 304 nt
Organism: Dibothriocephalus latus
Lineage: Eukaryota; Metazoa; Platyhelminthes; Cestoda; Diphyllobothriidea; Diphyllobothriidae
Source: the annotation of a GenBank genome assembly
ACCGGCAACUGGGAAAAUCUAUGCAUCUUCCGGGCGACCGAUGGUCUCGGGAGCGUGGCGGCACAGGAGGCAAUCGCCUUCCGAAUCGAGGAGUUCAAGGCGCGUUUCUUCGAGGCCUGGCGCCAGGCCGGUAUCGAUGUUGUGCUCUCGCCCGUGGUGGGUCAUGCAGCCGCUCUGCCCCUACGACCGGCACACGCCUUCACUAGCAUGCUCUCCUUCGCCAAUCUGGCUAAUCUGUUGGGUAUACCUGCGGGUACCCUGCCCUCAGGCCUAUCUGUUGAGCGAAGUGAUCUGGAAAAGUUGA